AUGGAGCCGGUCAAGUCAACCAUGGAGACAAAAGAGUCAGCCGUGUCGUCCCCUACCCAGGCAGAGCACGAUACUGCUGUUGAUGGCAAACGUCCACCCCCCUUACUGGCUAAGAUCUUUGCUGUAUUUCUCAUCUCAUGCAUCAGCUUUGGCUCUCAUUGGAGCUCUGGAGUGACAGGGGCCAUGAAGAGCACCAUCAAAAAGCAAAUGCAUGUCUCCAACACUCAAUUUUCUCUGUUGGAGGCCAGUGAGGAUUUUAUGGCGACCGUGCUGUUGUUGAUCAGUGGAGUCAUUACGGAUCGAAUCGGCGGUGCAGAAAUGAUCAUUUAUGGCAAUGCCAUCUAUACAAUCGGAUCGAUCCUCGUUGCUGCAGCUACUACCGUGCGCUCAUUCAACUUCAUGAUCGGCGGUCGAGUCAUCCUAGCCCUUGGAGAUAUCGCAACACAGAUCGCCCAGUAUAAGAUGUUCUCUUCAUGGUUUCCCCCAAGCAAUGGAUUUGCUUCCACUCUUGGCUUUGAGUUAGCGGUUGGAAAGAUCGGGGGGUUUGUCGGCAAAUCCACUGCCAAUGUCAUUGCCAAGAAAACUGGAAACUUUGCUUGGGUCUUUUGGACCUCUGUCUUCAUGAACCUUUUCACCAAUGCUGCAACAGUCAUAUUCUGGUUCUUCAACCGCUACUGCAAUGUCCAUUACCGAGGAAGGCAGGAUACGGCUACCAAGGAAGUUCUGACUGAGAAGAACAAGAAGUUCGAACUUCAAAAAAUGUUCCAGCUCCCUUGGAUGUUCUGGACUGUCAUGGCAUUCUCGUUGUUCCAGACAUCCACUGCCUCGGUCUUUAGCCAGAAUGCAACCGAGCUGGCAGAGAAGCGCUUCAAUGUGGACUCAAUUACAGCAGGGUGGUACAGCUCUCUGUCACAAUAUGCAGUAUGCGUCUGUGGAAUCGGAAUGUUCCUCAGCAUGGUUCUGGUCAACUUCGCCGAGACCAGGUCUGGCACGGCCGCAUCGUUUGGAAUAUAUGCCAUUGCCGUUUCGUUUGGCCCAACUUCCAUCAUUGACAGCAUUCGCACAACCCUAUGGCAUCAAUCAGUCUUUGGAUCUGCUUAUGCCCUCAAGGUUACAAUGAACAAUGCGAUGAACAUCAUCAUCCGAAUCAUUACCGGAGCGCUGCAAGACGCUGACGACGACUCGUAUCGACGAGUAGUCCGCGUUUACCUUUUUCUCGCUGCAGCGUCUGUUGUUGUCGGCCUAGCGAUAUUGCUCGCGGCUGUGAUGACUGACAGCCUGGCGCCGCUCCAAUGGACGAGGAAACAACGGCUGACGUUAGGUCCAGAGCAUAUUAACAUGAUUCGUGAGCGGCACACAGUGACAUGCUAUGCUCGCAGCAAAUUGAUUUCUAUCUACUGCUUCUCGGCGCUCCUGUUACUGACGGUUGGGGGCUGGGUGGCUUACAUUUGGGGAGCGGUGACGGGGAAUAACUCAUAG
This is a messenger RNA of Aspergillus fischeri NRRL 181, 1479 nucleotides long. RefSeq names its product putative MFS transporter. Gene Ontology annotation, molecular function: transmembrane transporter activity. The record is from RefSeq and is a predicted model, not a curated record. NCBI's taxonomy places the organism in Eukaryota, Fungi, Ascomycota, Eurotiomycetes, Eurotiales, Aspergillaceae. Gene Ontology annotation, biological process: transmembrane transport. The transcript is spliced from 7 exons. Bases 1 to 1479 code for a protein of 492 amino acids.